GACAACCAAGCGCUGGAUCAACACAUUCUACGAUUCCCUUCUAUAUCUAUGCCAGUUUCUCUCUCUCUCUCACUCAAUUUAUGCCAAUUAUUUAUGAUAUACUAAUGAUAGUCAGUCAUAUAUUUGUCAUAUAUAUAAGUUAUUUACGCAAGUAAAUGAUAUUAUCUAACACCAUAAUUCAACCAUAUUCUAGUUGUUCUUAUACGUAUCUUUUAUAUUGUUGUAAUAUUUUCUUUUGAAAUUCAACAAUAUCCAAAUUCUGAUCGAUAAGAAAAAACAACAACAACAAAGAUUAGAUCAUUGCUCUUUGUAAACUAAACAACUUUAAUUCGAAUUUAUCUUGGUGAGUGAAAGAGAUAUCUAGAAUGGUACGGAAUCAGUCAGAAGUGCCAUUGGGCGAUAAGAAAUUUGAAAGAGGUUUCGUGACGAAUGGCAGUCAAAGAAAAACCCGACACAGCACGCAGUCAGCUCUUGUCGCGAUGUCAGCAUCUGUUUGGACUGGAGGAUCCACCGCAUAUGACGCUUUUGGCCGAAACCGCGAUGACACUAUUUUAACUCUUGAUGGAUUCAAGUCUGACCUCCAAGAAUCUGAGACUGAUGUUGACUUCAUUGAAACAAGCCCAUCAUCUUCAACCAAAUCGUCAGAUAUGUUUUACACUUCAGUAUCAUCUUCGUCCAACGAUGGUGGUCAGUCGUCUGAUUUGGACUCUUCUGGAGUACACAGUGGUAGUUUUUCAGUAAGUAGCUCACCAAAAGCGAAUAAUAGCAAAGAUUCUGAUAGAGACUCAGGGCGCCUCUCCAUACCAGAUUCUGCCAGUGAAUAUUCUUUGACUGAAACAAUAUCGGCAUGGGAUAUUUCAAUGCCAUCAGUCUCACCAGCUACUUCACAUUUAAAUCUACAUUACUCGGAAGAUGACUUGAGCAAAUAUGAAGACAAAACAGGUAAAAAAGACAAGAUUCGUUCAAGAAAAGACAAAAUCAUGAUGUCUAUUAAAACUUUUAAGAAGAAGAUCAUGAAAUUGUCAAAAACUAACCGAGAACCUGGAGAUGAAACAGAUACUUCAAAGCCUUCUGACGAAUCAUUAUAUCAGUGGGUUGUGGAUAGUCUGUCACAACUAGAUAAUGAAGGUAUCAAUUCUGAUAUUGAGAAAAAGAUGCUCUCUCGCCCUACUAAUGCUGUACCGUUAUACAUUGAAUGUCUGAAAAAAUGCAUUGAGAAGAAUCUGCUUUCUUGUCCCCCAUCCGAUGUAUACUCAGCUACUCAGUUUGAGAAAUACAAAGGCACUCUUAAUGAAAUCAAUCCAAUUUCCUAUGUCCUUCAAAGGCUUAAAGGCGACUUGCGUUUGGCAGAAGAAAAUUUUGUCCUUGAAUACAUUAAUAAGCCUAACAGAGGAAUGAUUUUGAUGGUUCAUUUGCUACAAGACAUCCAAGUGGCUGGAAUGUCUCUAUCAGAAACAGCCUCUAUAAUGGCAAACCAAGGACUCAAGUAUGAUGAAUAUCAACAACAACUGGAUGAUGAACAUGACUGUCUGAUGUGUCUCAAGUACAUGUUGAGGUUCAAAGCAGCUAUUCAAAAAUUUUUGGAUAUCCGUCACAGUCUUGAAACAGUUUCACACAGUUUAAUUAAUGGCAUAAGUAAAACCAAGCUGGCAGCUCUCCAGAUCUUUACUAUCUGCUUAACUGAAGUGAAUGGCCUCCAUUGUGUUUUGGAAGCAUUUUCAUACAUUUGUUUCAAGUUUGGGGAGCCCAUGCGCUUUAAACUACUGAUGAACAUGUUAAAGAAUACAACUUCUCAACAACUUAGCUUCCAGGUGGCAUGUUUGAGAUUUGCUAAUACCAUGUUAAAUGCAACAUCAACCCUUAAUCAUCGAGUUUUUCUGCAACAUCAGUUGCUGGCAGCUGGCUUAGAUAUUGAUUUCUUAGAAAAGCAAGAAACUGAGGGAAAUGGUUGCGAUCUGGCUGAGCUUCAUCAUGAAAUUACUAAUUGGAAGACCAAUUUCGUCAAUGUUGAAAGCAUUCAAGAGGAACAAAUAAUGGCUGAAAGCAGAAAUUCAAUUCUUCGUCGAGAGGUGGAUAUUCUUCAAACAAAAAUGAAAAAUAUUGAAAAUGAUUUUGAAUCUUCAAAAAGUCAUCUUACUGAGGCCAGUAAAAAAUCAAAAGAUUAUCAAGAAAGAGUCUUUGAAUUACAAGAAAAAAUGGAAACAUUAAUGCAAUUAUACGAAGAAAAAACUGGACAACUUGCAGGCAAAAAUAUAGUUGCAGAUGUAUUGCGUUCUGUGGAAGCCCCAGAGUUUUCACCAGUGCGUCGAGAUAGCGCUGCUUCAGUUACUUCAGCAGUAUCACAUGCUAUUCCUGCUCCUCCACCGGUACCACCAAUCAGGGAGAAUAACUCUAAUUACUCAUCCAAAAGAAAAUUUGAACCUAAAGUUAAUUUACCAGUCUUAAAUUGGCUCCCAUUGAGCAAUGUUCGAAAAACAAUUUUUGAAGAACUCAGUGAUGAUGUUGUAUACCAAGAAAUUGAUUUCUCUGAUUUUGAAACCAAAUUCCAGAUUUCUAAUAACAAUACCAAUGCUUUCAACCGAUCUUUUAAAUCUGUUCGCAAAUUAAAAAACAGACUGAAGGUGUUGGAUAAUCAUCGUGCGAGAAAUUUAGUUAUAACUCAAAGAAAGAUUGGUCACUCUGCCCAUCAAAUACGUGAAUAUAUUGACAAAUAUGACACUAAAAAUCUCCAUGGAGACUAUGCGGAACUUCUAUUAAAAUAUGUGCCUACCAAAGAUGAAGCAAAGAUUCUUUCCAGAUAUUCCAAAGACUAUUUCACAUUGGAUAUGUCAGAACAGCUUAUGUAUCAGUUGUCUCACAUUGAUAGAGUAGAGAACAAACUGAAAGUGAUGACUUUCAUGGGACAAUACCCAGAUAUUGUCAACAACCUGAAACCACAAAUUACCAAAAUCACUGAAUGCUCAAAAUCUCUAGCAGAUAAUGCAGAACUGAAGAAAAUUUUUGAGAUUAUUUUGGCAUUUGGUAACUACAUGAACAGUUCCAAGAGAGGUUGUAUUAAUGGUUUUAAACUGGAAUCAUUAACAAAAUUGUGUCAGAUAAAAUCCAAGGACAACAAUCAAACACUCCUGGAAUAUCUUGUUGAUAUCAUUUGUUGCUAUUAUCCAGCAUUAAUAUUCUGGUAUGAUGAUAUUGACUUGCACAUAAAGAGAUCAGCUUCAUAUCAAUCCAUUGCUGUUGAUAUAUUUACCUUGAGAAAAGGAAUUGAUCUGUUGAAGUUUGAGAGGGAGAAAAAUACAUCUAUCAAUGAAUCACUUGAAACAUUCUAUAACACAGCAACAACAGAGAUGCAUGCUGUAUGGGAAUCAUUUAAAUUGAUGGAAGAUAGUUACAAAGAUAUCUGUUCCAAAUUUGGUGAGAACUACAAGACAAUUGAUCCGGGUCUGUUUUUUAGUUACUUCAGUGAUUUUGCCCAGCAUUUCAAGAAAGCUCUGGAGAAGUCAUUUGGCAGCAACCAAUUAACAGCCGAAUCUAAAUCUCUCUCAACGGGUGCCAUUUACCAGCAGACAGAUUCUGAUUCUACAUCAUCUGGUGGAUUAAAUGCUCAGAAAUCUUCCCAAACUAGAAGAUCUUACACCAAGUUUAAACAAGGAGCCUUUCCUGCAGGAUCUCGAUAUGGAAGUAAAAGAUAUAUCAACUCUAAUGACAGAAGAAAAGACGAGAAGAGGAGAAGCUUAAGACGAGAGAUUCCCGUUUUAACAAACAGCAGUAAUACAAAGCAAUACCAUUCAGUUCGCUCAACAAGAGAAUUGCAGAACUUAAUGGCUAAAGGCCUUCGAAGUUAUAAGUCUCUGUCUUGUCUUGCAGAUGUAAACCUUUCAAAAACAGUAAACAUCAAAGAACAAUAUGCUAACAGAUUUAAUAAUGACUUGUCUUCUCAACACAUCUUGCCAGUCCAAUAUGAUUACAAAGGCAUAGGUAACAAAAUAACAUAUAUACAUUUCACAGACAAGCAGAUGCAAAAAGACUCAGAGAGUGAUGAAGUGACUUGUCUAUAGUUUACUUUCUUUUCUGACAUCAAUAAACUCUACAGUAGUCUCCACAUUUUCUUUCACUGUAAAGUAUAUGUGCUGCUAUAACACCAAUACAAAUGUUUACAUGCACAUAAUGCUUAAAAAAGAAGAAAAAAAAUUGUAUAUAUUUGUAAAAUUCUGUAUAUUUUUGCGUCAAGUUGUACAUGUAUAGUUUUCAUAUAUCUUUAUGUAUGUGUUUGUGUGUGUAUUUAAUGUAUGUGUUUGUGUGUGUGUGUAUCAUCAUUUUCCAUCUACAGGUUUUUUCCACUUGGAUCAUUUCACACUUUUACCCAACAGUCAUCCUUUAUAAGCUUCACAUGUUUGUAUUUGUGUAGUCUUCUCUAUUACACACUACAGCUAAUUCCCAGUUUUUCUCAAAGUGCACUUUUGCUCUGUUAUUCAUAUGCUGUUAGUGUAUGUCUAACAAAAUAUGCUCAUCUAAUGUGGUAUACUAUACAUAGAUAAGACUCAUGCAUUUCCUUUAAAAAGGUCAAUGAAAGCAAGAGUUGAAAGAUGCUUGUGUUUUAUUGACAUUCUUUGAGAAAAGGCAAAGGAAAUGUUGCUCUCUAUUCCUUGUGAAUAUAGUUAGUAUAAAUGUAUAAUUACUAACCAGUUUGUAAUUAAUUCCUCUUAUAGUGUAAAUUUUAUAGACAUUCAGUAAUAUAUCAAGCUACAUAUUUUUGCUUGGUUAUGUUUAUAAAAAAAUAUAGAUACCUUCAUCGCAAACCAAUUUUUACAGCCUACAUUUUCGUUUUCUAUAUCUAACAACCUGACCAUGAGUAACUAAAUCUUGACAUUUUUGAAGCAUUAAAUUGAGCUAUUGACUAUCUUUUAUCUUUUACUUGUUUCAGUCGUUGGACUGUGGCCAUGCCUUGAAGGGAUUUUAUUCAAACAAAUUGACCUCAGUUCUAAAUUAUUUAUAUCUGAUAUUUAUUCUAUUGGUCUUUUUUGCCAAACCACUAAGUUACAAGGAUGUAAACAAACCAACACUAGUUGGCGAGCUGUGGUGGGGAACAUAAACACAAACACAUAUUUAUAUAUCUUUCAGUUUCCAUCUACGAUAUCUACUCUUGAUAUCUUGCUUAAAGUGCCACACAGUGACACUGAACCCAGAACCAUGUAGUUGGGAAGCAAAUUCCUUACCACAAAGCUACACCUGUUAAAUUAAAGAAUAAAACUUCCAAUUUGUGGAAAUUAAUAAUUAUUGGAAUUAGGUGAAAUAAUGGUGAUGUGAUGUAUCAAAAAUGUUAGAUCUCAGUAUUUAGUUUCAACCCAUCAAGCUCUGAAUUCAAAUUCCACUGAGGCUGACUUUUCGUUUUUUAUCCCUAUGGGAUUACGAAAUCAUGUACAAUGCCAAUAUACUGAUGGCUAAUUCAUUCAUGUUAUUACAUGUCAUAUGAAAAUAAAACUGUUAUAGCAUCAUCAGUUAUUAACUUAAGUGUAUUGACCUUUUGAAUCCACAAAUACAUUUGAUUAUACUUCAGAAAAUGCAGAAGUAAUGGGCCAGAUGGAUUUGUGUUUAUAGCUGAAAAUAAUAUUUCUGCUAAUUAGUAAACUGUAAACACAAAACCAUGUGGCCAUGUAAUUUUGUGUCUUUCUGGGGGUACAGUCUAAAUAUGCUGAAGCAUAUUUAUAGGUUCAAAGGGUUAAAAGGUACCAAAAACAUUUAUAGCCUUGUUCUCUUAUAAAACAAACAAGUAAAAAUUUAAAUGGUCAGGAAUUCCAGUCAACAAUUAGUAGCUUCAUUGAUUAUUCUUUUUACUUAAAUUUCAUUAUUUUAAUUAAUGGGCUGUCUGAUAUAGAGGUUUCGAUAUUUUGCAUGUAGGUUGCAAAGCAAUGUUGGUACUUGCUUUUUUGGGGAAAUAAUAUCCUUUGUAUUCAAUUGAAAUUAUUUCAACUAUAAAUGUUUGAAAUGAAAAAGUUGGAGACAGAGAUUUUAAAUUUUAUAUAAAUAACAUACAAACUUUUGUCGUUAUUAUAUACUUCAUAUUUAUAUUAUUUCCCAAGUAUACCAUUAAAAUUUGCAUAUGAUAGGAGAAAUAUAAUCAAAAAGGCCAUAGGAGCUAAGAAAUGUAAACUUUUAUAAAUAAUAUUCAUAGCUGAAUUAUGACCUUUAAUGGGUUAAAUUCUAAAGGCUAUUUUAUCCUCAUUCUGAAUAGGUUACACUAACUUAAAGAUCAGUGUUGACAUCACUAUCAUAAGAACAUAAGUUCAAGUCCUAGAUCAGGUAGCACAUAUCUUUACUUCAAAUUGCUCAUCUACUCAGGUAAAACUGAGUACCAACCUAGACCUAGUGCAACCCUUUCUGUCUUUCUGGAGAGUCAAGGGGUGAGAGGGUCAAAAGGGAGCCUGUGUCUACUUGCAACUUCAUAGGAAUGUAAAACAAUCAGCAAAAGCAAGGUACAUGUAAGCUGGUCAUAUUUGCUUGUGUGAAGGCUAUGGGAAUAAAGGUUACAUAUUUUCAAACACCUAAU
Messenger RNA from Octopus sinensis (East Asian common octopus), 6544 nucleotides. RefSeq names its product formin-like protein 3. Gene Ontology annotation, molecular function: small GTPase binding; actin filament binding. Gene Ontology annotation, biological process: regulation of cell shape; cell migration; cortical actin cytoskeleton organization. Gene Ontology annotation, cellular component: cytosol. NCBI's taxonomy places the organism in Eukaryota, Metazoa, Mollusca, Cephalopoda, Octopoda, Octopodidae. Bases 366 to 4055 code for a protein of 1229 amino acids. The record is from RefSeq and is a predicted model, not a curated record. The transcript is spliced from 27 exons.